This is a messenger RNA of Schizophyllum commune H4-8, 3702 nucleotides long. RefSeq lists its product as uncharacterized. Gene Ontology annotation, cellular component: cytoplasm. Lineage: Eukaryota; Fungi; Basidiomycota; Agaricomycetes; Agaricales; Schizophyllaceae. The record is from RefSeq and is a predicted model, not a curated record. The coding region runs from base 103 to 3510 and encodes 1135 amino acids. Gene Ontology annotation, biological process: actin cytoskeleton organization. The transcript has 4 exons.
CUUUGACUGAGCCACCAGCAUUCGUUUUGGUGACCUGUGCACGGACAUACUUUCCUCUUUUCUCUCUUUCCUUCUCACGCAACUCAUUUCUUCACGACUAACAUGGGAUUCUGCCGACGAUGUGGUGAUAUAGUAGUUGGGCCUCGCUGCCGCUGCGGAGGAGCACCCGUUGCGCCCUCUGUGCCGUGGAACCAGUCAGACUCGGAGACGGACGUCAAGGAUCGAUGGUCGCAGACCUAUGUGGUCAACCGCGAUCGCGCUCAAACGUUACCCUCACGACCUCUCAGCCGUGGCCCUCCUUCCAACCCGUCCCUCAGCUCACAAGCAACUGGAGACCGCGCACCCCAAACCAAACGCUUCCCCAAACCUGCAAACAGCUAUGCCUCCUCCAGCGUCAGCCUCGGCGACCGCGUCUCACGCCACAUCGCCAACACCACCUCGGAACUGAACAACCGUCCCCCCUCGCCGCUCAAGCAUGCCAUCACAGGUCCGUCCCCCGAAGCCGAUAUCCUGCCCUCCAUCCACACCCGCGACCCCACGCUCUCCAAGGUCUACGGCUCCGUCCUCCAACCAAAGGAGUCCCUCGCGACGCACUGCUGCUCCGUCUGCUCAGACGCCUUCCUCCCCGACUCCACCAUCUACCCCGACCCCUCCGCGCCCAACCCGGACGACCCCACCUUCGUCUGCCGCGACUGCUACACGAUGCGCGGCGGGUGCAAGGGCCUGUGCCCCACGUGCAGCAAGGAGGUGCUCACGCUCAAGUCCGAGGGCGGUUUCGUGCACGCGGCGGGCGCGUACUACCACAAGAAGUGCUUCCUGUGCGACGGGUGCGGGAAGAGCAUCGGGGACAAGCCGAUGGUCGACCUGCUCGGGCGGCCGUGCUGCCCAGACUGCUUCGACACGUGCUUGAAGCGCGAGAGCACGCCGAAGAAGGCGCGCGAGAGCGUGUUGCCGGCGUCACCACCAGCGAAGGUCACCAAUCUCGGUGGCCUGAAUGCGGACGCUGCGCCAGGGCGAAUGUCAUUCCCGAAGAGCCGCGAAAGUAGCCCUGCGCUGCAAGAGUUGGAGCAGCGUUUGGGUAUCGCAUCUCGGCGAGAUAGCAACGCGACGCUUGAGGAGCUGUCCCAACGCCUCAACAAGAUCGGGCGCGAGAGUCCAACUCGGCCGUCGCGGUACUCGGCCACUGGUAGUGCGGCAGGUAGCCCACGUCUCGCCUCAGGUCGCGUAGGUAGCCCCGCUGUCGAAUCACGCUCCCAACCGGACACUCCUCGCCGCCGCUACGACCGCUUGAAGAGCAUGGACUUCGACUCCCCCGACGAGAGUCCCAUCCGGCGCCAGCGCACGGGGAGCAUGGUCACCGACGAGGCCGUCGAGGAGAUGAAGCGGCGGUUCAUCAAGGCGAAUACGCCGGCUGCGUUGGUCGCUACGCUCACGGGCACGGGCAGCCCGGCGAUGCCCCCACGAAGCGAUGCCAUGUCGCCCCCGCGCAGCGAAGCGAUGUCGCCCCCGCGCAGCGAUGUCAUGUCGCCCACGCCCGACCUUAUCUCAGACGUAUCCGACACGGCGACGUCGACAUCUGGCAUCGACACGCCCCCGCGGUCGGACUACCGCUCGCUGACAUCGGAGAGAGAAGAAUCCUCGCUAUCCAAGCUACUUGGCUCGGCUUAUACCUCGCGGUACAAUCGCGACCAGUACACCAACCGCGACCAGUACAACAACCGGGACCAGUACAGCGACGUCCUCGACGAUGUUAUUGUGGAGGAGACGCGUAGUCAGUUGAACACGCCGAAUCGCACGCCACAGCGCGGUACCGCGGCUGCCUCCUUUAUUACUUCACCGCGCGCGUCUAUCACCUCGCCUCGCGCGUCUAUCACAUCGCCUCGCGCAUCGCUCACCUCCCCAAUUACCUCACCCCGCGCCUCGUUGACCUCUCCGCGGAGCUCUAUGACUUCGCCGAGCAACUCGUUCUCUUCGCCGAGCAACUCGUUCACUUCGCCGAGCAACUCGUUUACUUCUCCGAGUAACUCGCUCACUUCGCCGAUCACCACCAGCACUUCACCAGCGCUACCACCACAGGGCACGUCGACGCCACCCUUGCGCAUUCGCAAGUCGGUGGACCGAGGUCUGAGGACGAGUCUUUCGUCGACGUCGCUGAGGUCGUCGUACGCUAGGUCGCAGGUGUCCAGGCCUGCGUCGCCGGAAGAGGAGGAGCGACCGCGUGAAGCUAGGGAGCCACGCGUAGAAGCCAGGGACCCACGGCGAGAAACUAGGGAGGAGCCACCGUGCGAGGCUACGCCGCCUGCGUUGUCUUCCGGGCGCUCAAUGUCGUCUGCGCGUUCGAUGUCGUCCCUGCGCUCGACGUCGCCACCACGUUCGAAGACGCCCCGGCUGUUCUCCCCCACACCCGACGAAAGCAGGACGACUGAUCACAACAAAACUCUCCGAGGUUCCUCGACCUGCGAUCGGUGCAAGGGCCCACUGUUCGGUGUCGGGCGGGACGGGCAGUACGUGACGGUGCAGGGGGACGCGGGCAAUGCGCCGCGGGUAUACCACAGGAAGUGCUUCUUAUGUACGGUGUGCGAUGAGCCGUUCGUCGAGGCCGGCGAUGGGGUUGCGACGUAUGUAAGGGGCAAGGAUGGGCCGUGUCAUGUUGAGUGCUCUCCUCCCGAGACAAUCCGCAUCCGCACUAUCCACCCCGAGCCCCUCAAGACCGACAUCUUCUCCCACCGCGCAUCUCAUUCCACGCCACCACCCAACCUGCAGAAGUCCAAGACCGCGCCAGUGCACUCCUCCAGCCGGUACGAAGUCCAGCCGCGCACGGCGCCGUCCACCCAGACCUCCUUCCCGCGCUUCGGCGGCUCGUUGUCGUGCCCGGGGUGCCAGAAGACGGUGUCGCCUAUGGAGCGCGGCGUCGUCGCGGGGCCGCAGAACACGAAGUGGCACGGGGCGUGUCUGGUGUGUGGCGGGAAGAAGGAGACGGGCAAGGGCGGCUGGCUGUCGCGCGGGAGGGACGAGAGGAAGAAGGGCGAGCCGGGAUGCGGGAAGAAGCUGGAUAGUGCGGCGAAGGUGGAUGCGAACGGCGGUGUUUGGUGCAGGGAGUGUUCGCUCCUGCUGAACGCCGCCCUGCGCGCUUCGCCGCAGUCCUCGCCUACGCGCGUGUCGCCGAACGUUCCACUGCCGUCAGGCUCAGGGUCCAGCCCCUUCCCGAAGGUGAUCCAGCAGACGACGGGGACGACGACGCUUGCGCGGCAGUUCACGGGUAUGGGGGGCGGCAGCGAUCCGCUUGCGCGCCAAACGACGGGAGGUGGGGGCACGCUGCCGCCGACGCGGAGCAUCAGCCCGACGAAGCAGAUGCGCAGUGUAAGCCCUUCGAAGCCGACUGUUGGGCUGCGUCCGAGGCCGAAGAGUGCGCUGGGUAUGCGUACGUUGAGGAAUAGCAAGAGCGUCGAUGAGGGGAGGGGAAUGUUUUUGGUGCGACAGUUGACGGGGACGUCUGCGGCGGGGGCGUAAGGACCAUGCAUGGAUUACGGACAUCUUACGAACGAUAUAACGUCGCACAUCUGCGUACAAAUACUGUAGGGUAUAGAACUGUCAAGUGUUGAACUUGAGAGCGCACGUGGUGAUACGGACCCGGUCGCCGGGUUCAUUGUGGUCGUUACGGGGACCGGGUGGCGGAUGAUGCUCGUCGCUGAGAAGCGUGAC